Molecule: messenger RNA, 7211 nt
Organism: Harpia harpyja (harpy eagle)
Lineage: Eukaryota; Metazoa; Chordata; Aves; Accipitriformes; Accipitridae
Gene: DYSF
Product: dysferlin
Exons: 57
Coding region: 70-6405 (2111 amino acids)
Biological process (GO): negative regulation of phagocytosis; macrophage activation involved in immune response; monocyte activation involved in immune response
Cellular component (GO): membrane; T-tubule; cytoplasmic vesicle
Molecular function (GO): calcium ion binding; calcium-dependent phospholipid binding
Source: RefSeq, a predicted model, not a curated record
GGGACGAUCGGAUCCUGCCCCGGACUGAGCCCGGUUUGGCCUUACCGUGCCCUGCUCCAUCUCCCAACCAUGCUGCGUUGCUUAGUCCAACGAGCCAGCCAUCUCCCCAACUUGGAGAAGGGGGACAAACAAAGCGACCCGGUGGCCAGCCUGACUUUCCGAGGUGUGAAGAAGAGGACUAAAGUCAUCAAGAACAAUGUGAACCCCGUAUGGAACGAGGGCUUCGAGUGGGACCUGAAAGGAGCUCCCCUGGACCCGGGCGCUGAGCUCACCGUCGUCGUGAAAGACCAUGAAACCGUGGGGAGAAACAGGUUUUUGGGAGAAGCCCGAGUGCCCCUGCGAGAUGUCCUGUCCUCCCCCAGCCUGGCGGCCUCCUACAACCUCCCCUUGCUGGACACCAAGAAGCAGAGCACCGGGGCUUUCCUCAUCCUGCAAGUGUCCUACAUCCCCCCACCGGGAGCUGCCCCCUUGUUUCCCCCUCCGGCCCCCCCUGAGCCAGCACCGGCUGCUGCUGAGCCCGACACGGUCACUGAGACGGCUGGAGAGGAGGAGACGGAGGAUCAGGCGGCAACGGGGGAUGAGACGGAGCCCUCCUCCUCCUCGGGGCCGCCGGGAUCCGAGCCCCCCUCGCUGCCCCACAAGCCCCCCAUGCACCACGUCCAGGGGUUGAAGAGGAGGAGGAGCUCUCCCAAAAAGCCUCUAUCCAACAAGCCGCAGGACUUCCAGAUCAGGGUGAGGGUCAUCGAGGGCCGACAGCUCCCCGGGGUCAACAUCAGACCCGUGGUGAAGGUGACGGCCGCCGGGCAGACCAAGAGGACGAGGAUACGCAAGGGCAACAGCCCCUUCUUUGACGAGACCUUCUUCUUCAACAUCUUCGAGUCACCGGCCGAGCUGUUCGACGCGCCCAUCUUUAUCACGGUUGUGGACUCUCGGUCUUUCCGGACAGACUCUGUGAUCGGGGAGUUUCGAAUGGACGUCGAGACCAUUUACUCCGAGCCAAAACACGCGUUCCUCAGAAAAUGGCUGUUGCUCUCUGACCCAGAGGACUUCUCCGCGGGGGCCAAGGGCUAUCUGAAAGUCAGCCUGUUCGUGCUGGGGCCUGGAGAUGAAGCUCCUCUGGAGAAGAAGGAGGUCUCAGAAGACAAGGAAGACAUCGAGGGCAACCUCCUGCGCCCCACUGGGGUCACCUUGAGAGGGGCUCACUUCUGCCUGAAAAUCUUCAAAGCCGAAGACUUGCCCCAGAUGGACGAUGCCGUCAUGGACAACGUCAGGCAGAUUUUUGGCUUCGAGAGCAACAAGAAGAACCUUGUUGAUCCCUUCGUGGAAGUCAGCUUUGCGGGCAAGACGCUCUACUCGAGGAUCCUGGAGAAGAACGCCAACCCGCAGUGGAACCAGAGCCUGACGCUGCCGGCGAUGUUCCCUUCCAUGUGUGAGAAGAUGAGGAUCCGGGUGACCGACUGGGACCGUCUGACGCACAAUGAUAUCAUCGGCACCACCUACCUCUGCAUGUCGAAGAUCUCGGCCCCCGGCGGGGAGCUGGAGGAUGAAUUUCCUGCUCUCGCGAAGCCUCUGAAAGCCUCAGACCUGGACGAUGGGCUCGGGUUCCUGCCGACCUUCGGUCCCUGCUAUAUCAACCUCUACGGCAGCCCCCGGGAGUUCACCGGCUUCCCCGACCCUUACGAGGCGCUCAAUUUAGGAAAGGGCGAGGGAGUCGCGUAUCGCGGCAGGAUGCUGGUGGAGCUGGAGACCAAACUGGUGGAGCACGUGGAACAGAAGGUGGAGGACAUUUCGGCGGAUGACAUCCUGCGGGUGGAGAAGUACCUGCGCCGUCGGAAGUACUCCCUCUUCGCUGCCUUCUACUCGGCCACCAUGCUCCAAGACGUGGACGACGCCAUCCAGUUUGAGGUCAGCAUCGGCAACUACGGCAACAAAUUCGACAACACCUGCCUGCCCUUGGCCUCCACCACGCAGUACAGCCGCGCCGUGUUUGAUGGCUGUCAGUAUUACUACCUGCCCUGGGGCAACGUGAAACCCGUGGUGGUGUUGUCAUCCUACUGGGAAGAUAUCAGCUAUCGGACUGAUGCCCAAAACCUCCUCCACCACGCAGCAGACAGGCUGGAAGCAAACCUGGAGAAGGUCCACCUUGCUCUCAAGGCCAACCGGUCGCCAAGUGAGCUGGACGCCCUGGGUGCCCAGCUGACGGAUGACAUCAUCGCCGACUGCAGCCUGACCCUGCCCGAUGUCCUGGGGAAGCCGGCCAGCACCCACUUGGACCAGAACAUGUACCGGUUUCGCAGCACCAACCUGGAGCAGAUAGUGAAGGCAGCCCUGAAGCUCAAGCAUGAGGAUUCGAGCCUGUCGGCGGCCCUGGAGCAGGCAGAGGACUGGCUCUCCAGGCUGAAGGCCAUGGCAGAGGAGCCCCAAAACAGCCUGCCCGAUAUAGUGAUCUGGAUGCUGCAGGGAGACAAGCGCGUCGCGUACGCCCGCGUGCCAGCCCACGAGGUCCUCUUCUCCAGGAGCAUCUCCAGCUGCUGCGGCAAGAACUGCGGGAAGCUGCAGACCGUCUUCCUGAAGUACCCCCAGGAGGAGGCGAUGGGUCCCAGGAUCCCAGCCCAGAUCCGGGUCCAGCUCUGGUUCGGGCUGUCGGUCAAUGAGAAGGAGUUCAACCAGUACGCCGAGGGGAAGCUCUCCGUCUUUGCCGAAACCUAUGAGAACCAGACCAAACUGGCGCUGGUGGGGAACUGGGGCACAACUGGUCUGACCUACCCCAAAUACUCAGAUGUCACUGGCAAGAUCAAGCUGCCCAAGGACAGCUUCCGCCCCUCCACGGGCUGGACCUGGGCUGGGGACUGGUUCAUCUGCCCGGAGAAGACGUUGCUGCACGAUGUGGACGCCGGGCAUUUGAGCUUCGUGGAAGAGGUGUUCGAGAACCAGGUCCGGCUGCCUGGAGGCCAGUGGAUCCACAUGACCGAUUCCUACACUGACGUGAACGGGGAGAAGGUCCUGCAUAAGGAUGAGAUUGAGUGUCCUCCGGGCUGGAAAUGGGAAGACGUGGAGUGGGACACGGACCUCAACAGAGCUGUGGAUGAGAAAGGCUGGGAGUAUGGCAUCACCAUCCCGCCGGACCGCAAGCCCAAGGCCUGGGUGCCGGCCGAGAAGAUGUAUCACACCAACCGGCGACGGCGCUGGGUACGGCUUCGCCGGAGGGACCUCGCGCAGAUGGAAGCCAUGAGGAAGCACAAGCAGGAGGAGCUGGACGGGGAGGGUUGGGAGUACGCCUCGCUUUUCGGCUGGCGUUUCCACCUGAAGCAUCGCCGGACCGACACCUUCCGCCGCCGCCGCUGGAGGCGCAGGAUGGAGCCCCUGGAGCGCACCGGGGCCGCCGCCGUCUUCGCCUUGGAGGGGGCCCUGGGGGGAGUGACAGAAGACAAGAGCGAUGAUGGCAAAUCCAUCUCCACGCUCAGUUUUGGCGUCAACAGACCCACCAUUUCGUGCAUAUUUGACUAUGGGAACAGAUACCACCUCCGCUGCUACAUGUACCAAGCACGGGAUCUGAUUGCAAUGGACAAGGACAGCUUUUCAGAUCCUUAUGCCAUUGUCUCCUUCCUCCAUCAAAGUCAGAAGACGGUGGUGAUCAAGAACACCUUGAACCCCACCUGGGACCAGACACUCAUCUUCUACGAGAUAGAGAUCUUUGGGGAUCCCCAGAACGUAUCUGACUCCCCUCCCAACAUCGUGGUGGAAAUAUAUGACCACGACACCUACGGUGCAGAUGAGUUCAUGGGGCGCUGCAUUUGCAAGCCCAGCCUGGCGUGCUCGCCGCGGCUCUCCUGGCACCCGGUCAUCAAGGCAAACAGAAAUGUCGGGGAGCUGCUGGCUGCCUUCGAGCUGAUUCAGAGGGAGAAGCCGGCUGUCCAUCACAUCCCUGGCUUCGAGAGUGAGCUGUCCUCCAGCCUGGAUGAGCUCUGCACCCCUGCCUUGUUCUACGAGGGGCUCCUCCAAUGGUCCGCGGACUCUGACCUGCCGUACCCCCCGCCCCAGCGGGAGCCCAACAUUUACAUGGUCCCCCAAGGAAUCAAACCGGUCCUGCAGCGCACAGCCAUCGAGAUCCUGGCCUGGGGGCUGAGGAACCUCAAGAGCUACCAACUGGCCAGCGUCACCUCGCCCAGCCUGCUGGUGGAGUGCGGAGGCCAGCUCGUGCAGUCCUGUGUCAUCAAGAACGUCAAGAAGAACCCCAACUUUGACGUCUGUGUGCUCUUCAUGGAAGUGCGUUUACCCAAGGAGAGCCUGUACAGCCCCCCCAUCAUCGUCAAAAUCAUUGACAACAGGCCAUUCGGCCGAAGGCCUGUGGUGGGCCAGUGCACCAUCCGCUCGCUGGAGGACUUCUACUGUGACCCCUACCGAGAGGAGAUGGAUGGUCCCCAGGAGCACUCAGAUGAUGUGAGCCUCACGCCCAGGGAUGACGUCCUAAUUGACAUCGAUGACAAAGAGCCUCUUAUUCCUGUCCAGCUUGCGGAGGGUCUGACCAGCUCAGCAUUAAUUAACAUACCAGCUUCUCGGGUCCAGCCUCAUGAGGAAGAAUUCAUUGACUGGUGGAGCAAAUUCUACGCUUCCACAGGAGAGAGGGAAAAAUGUGGCUGCUAUUUAGAGAAGGGCUUUGACACCCUGAAGGUCUACGAGACGGAGCUGGAGAACGUGGAGGACUUUGAGCAUCUCUCUGACUUCUGCCACACCUUCAAGCUGUAUCGUGGCCGGUCACAGGACUCGAAUGAUGACCCCUCGGUCGUGGGGGAGUUCAAGGGUUCGUUCAAAAUUUACCCUCUCCCAGAUGACCCACGAGUCCCAGUGCCACCUUGGCAGUUCCACCAGCUGCCGGCCAGAGGACCCCAGGAGUGUCUUGUCAGGGUCUACAUCAUCCGGGCCUUCGACCUCCAGCCCAAGGACACCAAUGGAAAGUGUGAUCCCUAUGUGAAGAUUUCAGUGGGAAAGAAAUCCAUUAAUGACCAAGAAAAUUACCUUCCCUGUACUCUGGAGCCUGUCUUUGGAAAGAUGUUCGAGCUGAGCUGCACGCUGCCCCUGGAGAAGGACUUGAAGAUCACACUCUACGACUACGACCUCCUGUCGAAGGAUGAGAAGAUUGGGGAGACCGUCAUAGACCUGGAGAACCGGUUCCUGUCAAAAUACGGGGCGCGCUGUGGCCUCCCCCAAACCUACUGCAUCUCUGGACCCAACCAGUGGCGAGACCAACUCCGUCCAUCCCAGCUGCUUCACCUCUUCUCCCUGCAGCACAACUACAAGGCUCCCACCUACAAGUCCGACCGGAUCAUCUUCAGGGAGCAAGAGUACAUCCUCUCUGAACUGGAGGACGGCAAACCUCUCAACCCCCACCUGGGUCCAGCGGAGGAGCGUCUCGCCCUGUACGCCCUGCGGAAGCAAGGGCUGGUGCCGGAGCACGUGGAGACCAGACCUCUUUACAGCCCUCUCCAGCCAGAAAUCGAGCAGGGAAAGCUGCAGAUGUGGGUGGACCUGUUUCCAAAAUCUCUGGGUCAGCCUGGGCCCCCUUUCAACAUCACGCCACGCAAAGCCAAGAGGUUCUUCUUGCGCUGCAUCAUCUGGAACACCAAGGACGUCAUCCUCGAUGACCUCAGCAUCACAGGGGAGAAGAUGAGUGACAUCUACGUCAAAGGCUGGCUCGUUGGCCAUGAGGAGAACAAGCAGAAGACAGAUGUGCACUACAGGUCUAUGGGAGGAGAGGGCAACUUCAACUGGAGAUUCAUCUUCCCCUUUGACUAUCUCCCUGCUGAGCAAAUGUGUUACAUCGCAAAAAAGGAGCACUUCUGGAGCUUGGACAAGACAGAAAACAAGAUUCCACCACAGCUUAUCUUCCAGAUCUGGGACAAUGACAAGUUCUCUUUUGAUGACUACCUGGGCUCCAUUCAGAUGGAUCUCAACAGGAUGCCCAAACCUGCCAAGACCGCUGAGAAGUGCUCCUUAGAGCUAGUAGAUGAGACCUUGUCUUCAGGUCGCUUUGUGUCGCUCUUUGAGCAGAAAACUGUCAAGGGAUGGUGGCCCUGUGUUGCUGAGCAGGAUCAAAAGAAGAUCUUGGCGGGCAAAUUGGAAAUGACUUUGGAAAUUGUGGCAGAACAAGAGCAUGAAGAGCGGCCAGCUGGCGUGGGUCGGGAUGAGCCAAAUAUGAACCCCAAGCUGGAGGACCCCAAGCGCCCGGAGACCUCCUUCCUAUGGUUCACCUCCCCGUACAAGACCCUGAAGUACAUCCUGUGGCGGCGGUACAAGUGGGUGGUUAUCCUGGCCAUCGUGCUCUUCGUUUUGCUGCUCUUCCUGGGAAUCUUCAUCUACGCCUUCCCGAACUAUGCUGCUAUGAAACUGGUGAAACCUUUCAACUGAAGCUGUGCUGGAAAACGCCUGAAAGGUCCGGUGCCUGCCUGGGGAUUUUGGAAGAAAGUUGUGGCUCUGCACUGGAUCACAUCUGCAGAUGGAGAUGGAGAAUGAACAGCCUUGCUCAGGCCCUAGGCUGCUGCUAAAAUGAAGAUACAACUUACCCUGAUGCAGUAUGCAGAAUCCCACCUACAGCACUCACCUCGGAAGCAGCAUGUAAACAAUACCUACUCCGAAAUAUUCCUUAUUUUACUUCUUUGUCUGUCUUUUUUUUUUCCUUUUGUUAAGCUGCUCUGAUUUGUAAAGCUUGAAUACCAGUGCAAAACUGAAAAGGGUGGGGGAGAAAAGGACCUUUUCAUAUAUAGUCUGUGAGUGUACAAAGAUGCUGCAGACAUUAGCAGAGGAGUUGCAGGCUGCUGGCAUAGGCAGCACGUGCAAGCCAAAAUCUCUCAGGUUCUGAGCACACUUUUCUUUGCACUCUGAACAAGCCUCCGUUUUCCUUUGCCGUGCAAUGUGUAUUACCUGGUUUCUUAUGUAUAAAGUCUACUGAGGACGAAACGUGCUGCACAGCCUGAUACCCUGGGCUGAUACAUUGCCUUUCCAAAGAGAGCAAAACCCACAAGAUACAGGACCCAGGGAAAAGGCCGAGAUGCAAAAACUGGGCAGGAGUUGGUGGUAAUUUCUAACUCAAAACUCCUAUUGAAUUUUGCACUCAUGAAGGACUGUGCAGUCUGGCUCAUGUUUUUUGGAGCUCGGUUUCCCCUCUGAGCUGCACUUUCACCUCUACAGUCCCACAUGCCUCCCUUCAAAACCAA